AUGGCAGCGAGAUUCCGAGGCCAAUCAGGGAAGAGACACAGAAGGAAUGUCUUUACCUACAGCAUAGAUACAUCAGUUUCUGGAAACCUGACGAUAUCACCAUACUGUGGUGUGCAAAAUUCAGUCACAGGCUCUAUUGCAGAGGUCAUCAGCAAUAUAACUGACUACUUCCUUAAUGCACAAACAAGUAGUUCACCUGACGAGGCUGAAUGCAUGACUAACUUGCUCUCAGAAGUAGUUACAAAGUUGGAAAGUGGAGAAAUCGCUAAUAUUACAGAUGCGGCUUUGGCAGCCAAAAUCGACAGUGCUGUCUUGACGCUAUCUACACUUAUCCAACAACUGGAAGGACAAGCGUCAACAGCAGCAUCUACCACAACUUCUUCACGAUCCACAACAACUCAAUCACCAACUACAACAACCAUUGCAGCAACAACUACAACUCAAUCGAUAACCACAACAACUCCUUCAGCAACCACUACAACUCAAUCACCAACCCCAACAACACCUGCAGCAACCACAACAACUCAAUCACCAACCAGCAACCACAACAACUCAAUCACCAACAACAACUCCUGUAGCAACCACACAACUCAAUCACCAACAACAACUCCUGCAGCAACCACAACUCAAUCAACAACAACAACUCAUGUAGCAACCACAACAACCCCUGCUGCAACCACUACAACUCAAUCACCAACAACAACAACUCCUGUAGCAACGACAACAACACAAUCACCUACUACAACAACUCUUGCAGCAACCACCACUCCUGCAGCAACCACAACAACUCAAUCACCAACUACAACAACUCCUGCAGCAACCACUACAACUCAAUCACCAACAACAACAACUCCUGCAGUAACCACAACAACUCAAUCACCAACAACAACAAAUCCUGCAGCAACCACUACAACUCAAUCAACAACAACUCAAUCACCAACUACAACAACAUCUGCAGCAACCACAACAACUCAAUCACCAACCACAACUCCUGCAGCAACCACUACAACUCAAUCACCAACAACAACCACUCCUGCAGUAACCACAACAACUCAGUCACCAACAACAACAACUCCUGCAGCAACCACUACAACUCAAUCACCAACCACAACAACUCGUGCAACAACCACUACAACUCAAUUACUAACAACAACAACUCCUGCAGUAACCACAACUCAAUCACCAACAACCACAACAACCCCUGCAGCAACCACUACAACUCAAUCACCAACAACAACAACUCCUGUAGCAACUACAACAACACAAUCACCUACUACAACAACUCUUGCAGCAACCACCACUCCUGCAGCAACCACAACAACUCAAUCACCAACCACAACAACUCCUGCAGCGACACACUACACUCCAUCACCACAACAACACUCCUGCAGUACCACAACCCCUCAAUCACCAACAACAACAGCUCCUGCAGCAACCACUACAACUCAAUCACCAACAACAACAACUCCUGCAGUAACCACAACAACUCAAUCACCAACAACAACAACUCCUGCAGUAACCACUACAACUCAAUCAACAACAACUCCUGCAGCAACCACAACAACUCAAUCACCAGCUACAACAACAUCUACAGCAACUACAACAACUCAAUCACCUACUACAACAACUUUUGCAGCAACUACAACUACUCAAUCAUCAACAACAACAACUCCUGCAGCAACCCCAACAACUCUAUUGUCAACAACAACUCCUGCAGCAACCACUACAACUCAAUCACUAACAACAACAACUCCUGCAGUAACCACAACUCAAUCACUAACAACAACUCCUGCAGCAACUACAACAACUUCAAUCACCAACCACAACUCCUGCAGCAACCACAACAACUCAAUUACCAACAACAACAACUCCUGCAGCAACCACAACUCAAUCACCAACUACAACAACACCUGCAGCAACAACGACAACAACUCAUUCACCAACUACAACUCUUGCAGCAACUACAACUCAAUCACCAACCACAACAUCUCCUGCAGCAACCACAACCAAUCAGUCACAACAACAACAACUGCUGCAGCAACCACAACAACUCAAUCACCAACCACAACAACUCCUGCAGCAACCACAACAACUCCUGCAGCAACCACAACAACUCCUGCAUCAACUACAACUCAAUCACCAACAACAACAACUCCUGUGGCAACCACAACAACUCAAUUACCAACAACAACUCCUGCAGCAACCACAACAACUCAAUUACCAACAACAACAACUCCUGCAGCAACCACAACUCAAUCACGAACUACAACAACACCUGCAGCAACUACAACAACUCAAUCACCAACUACAACAACUCUUGCAGCAACUACAACAACUCAAUCACCAACCACAACAUCUCCUGCAGCAACCACAACCACUCAGUCAUCAACAACAACUGCUGCAGCAACCACAACAACUCAAUCACCAACAACAACAACUCCUGUGGCAACCACUACAACUCAAUCACCAACUACAACUCCUGCAGCAACUACAACAACUCAAUCACCAACAACAACUUCUGCAGCAACCACAAUAAAUCAAUUACCAACAACAACAACAACUCCUGCAGCAACCACAACAACUCAAUCACGAACUACAACAACACCUGCAGCAACUACAACAACUCAAUCACCAACUACAACAACUCUUGCAGCAACUACAACAACUCAAUCACCAACCACAACAUCUCCUGCAGCAACCACAACAACUCAGUCAUCAACAACAACUGCUGCAGCAACCACAACGACUCAAUCACCAACUACAACAACACCUGCUGCAACUACAACUCAAUCACUAGCCACAACAACUCCUGCAGCAACCACAACAACUCAAUCACUAACCACAACAACUCCUGCAGCAACCACAACAACCCCUGCAGCAACCACAACAACUCAAUCACCAACCACAACAACCCCUGCAGCAACCACAACAACUCAAUUACUAACCACAACAACUCCUGCAGCAAGCACAACAACUCAAUUACUAACCACAACAACUCCUGCAGCAACCACAACAACUCAAUUACUAACCACAACAACUCCUGCAGCAACCACAACAACCCCUGCAGCAACUACAACAACUCAAUCACGAACCACAACAACUCCUGUAGCAACCACAACAACUCAAUCACCAACCAUAACAACUCCUGCAGCAACUGCAACAACUCAAUCACCAACAACUCCUGCAGCAACCACCACAACUCAAUCACCAACAACAACAACUCCUGCAGCAACCACUACAACUCAAUCACCAACAACAACAACUCCUGCAGCAACUACAACUCAAUCACCAACUACAACAACUCUUGCAGCAACUACAACAACUCAAUCACCACCUAGCAACAAACUACAAACUUCUUGCACCAACAACAACAACAACUCAAUCACCAACUACAACAACACCUGCAGCAACCACAACAACUCAAUCACCAACUACAACUCAAACACUCAACACUCAAUCAACAUACAAACAACUCUUGCAGUAACUACAACAACUCAAUCACCAACUACAACUCCUGCAGCAACCACAACAACUCCUGCAGCAACCACUACAACUCAGUCACUAACAACAACUCAUGCAGCAACCACAACUCAAUCACCAACUACAACAACACCUGCAGCAACCACAACAACUCAAUCACCAACUACAACUCCUGCAGCAACCACUACAACUCAGUCUCUAACAACAACAACUCCUGCAGCAACCACAACAACUCCUGCAGCCUCCACAACAACCCCUGCAGCAACCACAACAACUCAAUCACCAACAACAACUCAUGCAGUAACCACAAUGACUCUAUUAUCAACCACAACCUCUGCAGCAACCACAACUCCUUCACCAACCACAACUACCCCAGCAGAAACCAUGACUACUCCAUCGCCAACUACAACAACUGUUGCAGCAACCAAAACAACUCCUCCAGCAACAACAACAGCCCUUGCUGCAACCACAACAAGUCUAACACCAACCACAACCCCUGGGGCAACCACAACUCCUGGAGCAACCAUUACAACUCCAUCACCAACCACAACAACUCCUGCAGCAACCACAACAACUUCAUCUCUAACAACAACCCCUGCAGAAACCACAUCUCAAUCACCAACCACAACAACCUCUGCAGCAACUACAACAUCUCCAAAAACAACAACCCCUGCAGCAACUACAACAACUCCAUCACCAACCACAACAACCACUGCAGCAACCACAACUCCAUCUGCAACAACAACCCCUACAGCAACCACAACAACUCCAUCUCUAACAACAACGACCACAGCAGCAACCACAACAACCUCUGCAGCAACUCCAACUCGUCCAUCACCAACCACCACAACCACUUUAGCAAUCACGACAACUCCAUCACCAACUACCACAACCACAAUAACUCCAUCUCCAACAACAACCCCUGUAGUAACAACAGCUUCAUCACCAACUACAACAACUCCUGCAUCAACCACGACGUCUCCAUCACCACCAAUAUCCACCCCAGCUCAAACUACAACAUCCUCAACUCAAAGCACAACAACUCGUUCCCUAACAACAUCCACAACAGCAGCAGCUCCAACUACAACUCAACCAUCAACCACAGCCCCAGCUCCUCCUACAACUCCAACUCCAACUACUACCAUCUCAGGUACAUUUAGCCAAAACCAAACCACUUACUCUGAAAGUGAAAAUCUCAAUUUUCUCAAAUCGAAAUGUGGAAAUGUUUUAAUGCCCUCUGAUUAUCUCCAUUUCUUUACUAUUCGCACACAAAGAUUUGGUAUUAAAAUUCAUAGUCACAAGGACCUUGCAAGAAGCAUAGAUACAUCAGUUUCUGGAAACCUGACGAUAUCACCAUACUGUGGUGUGCAAAAUUCAGUCACAGGCUCUAUUGCAGAGGUCAUCAGCACUAUAACUGACUACUUCCUCAAUGCACAAACAAGCACUUCACCUGACGAGGCUGAAUGCAUGACUUUAUUGCUCUCAGAAGUAGUUGCAAAGUUGGAGAGUGGAGAAAUCGCCAAUGUUACAGAUGCGGCUUUGGCAGCCAAAAUCGACAACGCUGUUUUGGCGGUAUCUGCACUUAUCCAACAACUGGAAGGACAAACGUCAACAGGUAAAGGAAUUACGAAUUUUGCCUUGAAAUUCUAA
Macrobrachium nipponense is the source of this 5130-nucleotide messenger RNA. Its product is annotated as mucin-2-like. Bases 1 to 5130 code for a protein of 1709 amino acids. NCBI's taxonomy places the organism in Eukaryota, Metazoa, Arthropoda, Malacostraca, Decapoda, Palaemonidae. The record is from RefSeq and is a predicted model, not a curated record. The transcript has 6 exons.